AUGAAUUUUCGUUAUAGGGAAAAUGGUGGCAAGCGCUAUAACGACGACAGGCUGUACGACGACGACAGUUUGUACGACGACGACAGGUUGUACGACAACGACAGGUUGUACGACGACAACAGGCUGUACGACGACGACAGUUUGUACGACGACGACAGGUUGUACGACGACGACAGGUUGUACGACGACAACAGGCUGUACGACGACAACAGGCUGUACGACGACAACAGGCUGUACGACGACAACAGGCUGUACGACGACAACAGGCUGUACGACGACAACAGGCUGUACGACGACAACAGGCUGUACGACGACAACAGGCUGUACGACGACAACAGGCUGUACGACGACAACAGGCUGUACGACGACGACAGGCUGUACGACGACGACAGGCUGUACGACGACAACAGGCUGUACGACGACAACAGGCUGUACGACGACGACAGGCUGUACGACGACGACAGGCUGUACGACGACAACAGGCUGUACGACGACAACAGGCUGUACGACGACAACAGGCUGUACGACGACAACAGGCUGUACGACAACGACAGGCUGUACGACGACAACAGGCUGUACGACGACGACAGGCUGUACGACGACGACAGGCUGUACAACGACAACAGGCUGUAUGACGACAACAGGCUGUACGACGACAACAGGCUGUACGACAACAGGCUGUACGACGACAACAGGCUGUACGACGACAACAGGCUGUACGACGACAACAGGCUGUACGACGACAACAGGCUGUACGACGACAACAGGCUGUACGACGACGACAGGCUGUACGACGACGACAGGCUGUACGACGACGACAGGCUGUACGACGACGACAGGCUGUACGACGACGACAGGCUGUACGACAACGACAGGCUGUACGACGACGACAGGCUGUACGACGACGACUGGCUGUACGACGACAACAGGCUGUACGACAACGACAGGCUGUACGACAACGACAGGCUGUACGACGACGACAGGCUUGUACGACGACAACAGGCUGUACGACAACAACAGGCUGUACGACGACAACAGGCUGUACGACGACCACUGCACGGGAAGGUGACGGACAUGACCACGACGCUGUACUGA
Messenger RNA from Procambarus clarkii (red swamp crayfish), 1095 nucleotides. Lineage: Eukaryota; Metazoa; Arthropoda; Malacostraca; Decapoda; Cambaridae. The record is from RefSeq and is a predicted model, not a curated record.